AGUACAAUGCCAAAGGAUAUCUCUCUCUUUCUCUUUCUCUUUCUUUUGUUUAAGCAACCAAGAACAAACAAACAAACAAACCUCGUAACUCUUCAUCUUCCUCUUCUGUCCAAAUCAUCAUCACGUUCUUUCUCUGAUUCCACAAUCUUCUUCUUCCACCACCGCUUUUUGUUUUCUUUCUUUUUCUGUUACUUUCCUAACACACAAAGUUUCUCUCUUUCUUUCUGAAAUCUCUGUCUCUGAUUGUCCCUUUUCCCAAAGUUUGUUAAUUUUUUCUUCAAUUGUGUUUAUUCUCUUCUGGGUCAUUCUCUUUUGGUUCUUGAAAUGCCUAAUUGGACCAAAAACAAAGGGAACAAUCAAAAUUCUCAGGUGGGUCAGUGGCAAUCCCCAUCCUUUAAUGGAAAACCACCUUUGCCAAAACCACCUGUGCCUGUAGCUAAAAGCAUUUCAACAGUGCCUCCGUGGGAGAAGAAGUUUUGUUAUUCAGUUGGCUCAGUUCCAUGGCGAAAUGUAGUAGAAUGCAAGAGGUAUAUGUAUAUGCAUCCCAAUGUGGUAAACUGGGACGACUCUGCUGUCAAAGAAGCAUUUGACGAUGCAAAAAACAGGUUUUGGGCCGAGUUCAACGGCUUUGCCUGUGACAUAUCAUUGCCUGAUCCUAACAUUUACAUCGACGAUGUAGAUUGGAAUGCAACUGUUGAUCCUGAACUUUAUCUAGAUCUGGAUAAAGAAGCAGAGGCCCGCCGCAACAUGGAACAAAAAACUGAGGAGCCUGUGAUUCUCGGCAGUUCUCUACUCUUGAAUCAGUCCUUUUCUGGUCCAGGAUGGCCGGCACCUACCGGAUGGGGGGACGAAGAAGAAAAAGAAGUAACAAAGUCUUCUCAACCAACAAAAACUGAGGAGGCUGUGAUUCUCACUAGUUCUUUCCUCUUGAAUCAGUCCUUUACUGGUCCAGGAUGGGGACCUACCGGAUGGGGGGACGAAGAAGUAACAAAGCCUUCCGAACCAAAUUAUGCUGCCAAUGGAUGGGAAUCAAACCAACAUGAAAAUAUUGAAACAAACUCUUGGGAACAACAGUAUCAUGCUCCCAUUGAUGAACAUGCAAAAGAUUAUGGAUGGUGGCAAACUGGUCAGAGUGGUUAUCAGGGAUGGAAUCAGAAGGAGCAGUAUGGUGGUGGCGUGCAUGACAAGUAUCAAGGAAGAAAUGAUGGGAGUGGAAAUUGGGGAACAUGGGAUGGCUAUAACAGAAAGAGAGAAAACAACAGAGAAAACAUGUCAUGGUCUAAGAACCCUGGAUGUCAUCAUGGCGCUAAUGAUUAUCAGAUGAAUAGAGGAAGAAGAGGAAAUGGUGGAAGUGGCGGAGGAAGGAGGGGAAAUUUCGGUUAUGCGGACAAGGUAGCUACUUCUGGUGCAUGGUAAAUCAACAUCAAAUGCCUUGGACUGCAAGCAAAGACUCCUAUGAUGCUGCUAAAGGGUCAGUUUUGUGAAAGUAGCUGAGGAUAUAAGUUUUGUUAUCUAGUUAUUAGAUAUGUGAUAUUAUAUCAAUAUAAGAAUUAUGACUUUUCCUUUUUUGUUACAUUCAUCACAUGGAUUUAUGGUGUAUUGGUGUUUGUAGUUAAAAAAUAUUUUUGCGGUGACAGAUAAUCCGGUGCAUUAGUACUGGCCGGUAUUAUUGAAAUAUGAAAUAAGCAAUUACUAUUAAAUGAAGCUAAAUUGUUUAA
Molecule: messenger RNA, 1718 nt
Organism: Trifolium pratense (red clover)
Lineage: Eukaryota; Viridiplantae; Streptophyta; Magnoliopsida; Fabales; Fabaceae
Exons: 2
Coding region: 325-1416 (363 amino acids)
Source: RefSeq, a predicted model, not a curated record